CACGCGGAGCCCGGCAGGAGACGAGAGGAGCGACUGAACUGAGAAAUAUUACCUGGAAGCAAGAGAGACGCUGCUGCUUCACCAUGACUUAACUGUGGAGUCCCCGGGAGAAGAAGAUUAGAUGAUUGUCCAGAACAAACCCAGACAUGAGCCUGGUUUUGUCCUGAAGCCGCGCAUGAACACCAGGACCUUUCACUGGACGCCCAGAUGCCAGCUGACCUUUGACUCCUGCUCACCAUGGAUGUCCGUCUCCAGGGCAACUCUCAUCUCCAUUACGGUGUCAACGGAGGAGCCCAUCGAAACUCCAGACAUGUAGAAGAUGAUGCACUGAGAUUUCUGAGCCAGGAGGAGCAGGAGUGCCUCCAGUUCUUUGAGGAGACCAUCGACUCGCUGGAGGAAAGUCUGGAGGAGGAUAACAGGAGGACUUUACAUGUGAAGCCCCCUGAGAGCAGCUGCUAUCCUGCCUCAGGGGUCCAUGGUCUCCAUACCUCAAGUCUGAACCCUGGGGUAACUCUGUCCUCUCACCAGGACAUUAUAGACCUGGUCCACCCAGAACCAGACUUGGUGCAGACCAAAGAACGGAUGUUCAACCCCAACAACCCAGAUUUUCAACUUUUGUUGCCAAAUCCCGAAAGCCACUUAGAGGUAAAGCCCAAGCAUGACUCUUCAGAGUACAACCCUCCGCUACCAAGUGGAAGCUAUGGAUCGACAGACAGCCAUUCUUCCUACCAUCCCCCCGGCAGCAUCCCCACGCCUGUCUUGAUCGCCCAGAAGAUAGCUGAGAACCAGGCAGGCGGAACCUCAAACUUCCAUCCAUCGUCUAUGCUUCAUCGUCUCAGUCUGGACUCAGAAAAACUACCGGGCGACACUACAGAUGAUCCAGUGAAAAAGGGUCCUCCUACCGCUGCUAAACCCCCCCGCUUCCCUGCAAACAUUAAUGUGAUCCACAGCGGCAGGGACAACCAGAGACAGAAUGCUGCUAAUGUGAACAUCCUUGAGAGACGGGAGCAGAUGCUGUCAAACCUGUCUGGUUCAAAUCACCCUCUGCUGCAGGAAAACCCUCAGCAAGCUGUGAAACAGAACACUCGAAACACUCCUACUCGUAGUAUUUCUUUUAAGGAUCCUACACCGGACAAAUCCAGGAUGGAGGCCCUCUCUAAGCUGGGACUAAAUAGAAGUAGAGCCAUGUCUGGAGGUAUUUCCCUCCAAAUCACACCCAACAGCACCUCACUGGAUACCCCCAAAGCUCUAGACACCAGUCCCAAUUCUCUGGGUGCCAAUUUCUCACAGACAACACAAAUCAAUUUACCAAAACCCAAUGUUACAGUAACACCUCCGACCCACAUUCAUGUUGACAGAAAACCAGAGAUUCUGCAGACGCACUCCCUCAGGAGUUAUGAGGAUAGAAGCUCACAGCUGAGUCCAUCAUCUCCAGCAUUUAACCAAAAAAGACCCUCCGCACCUCCGGUGGAAACCAGGGCCCCCACCCCCCCUCAGGCUGAGGUGUCAUCAUUGGAGUUUAACAACUACGGAGGGAAAUCCAUUGUGGUUAACCCCUCGGUUUCCUCGAAGAGUGAACCUGUAUCCACUCCAAGUAGCCAUGAACCCAAAAUCCUCCCACCUUCACUCUCUAACCCCACAGAGCAUAACGUGUACGGGGGGAAAUCAAAGGUCCUGAGCGUUGCACCCGUAGUCACGCACAGGUCCAACCUUCCUGACAUCCUCAGCUCUCAUAUCGACAAGACUCAAGUCAUGGUGGCCAAACCGGAGCUGCUACCUCCAGAGCUCAACAGCUACGGAGGAAAGAGUCUCAGCUUUAGCUCCGCCACCGCAGUCAGCCACGCUUCAGGCAACACGGCCACAAGUUUCAGGAGUCCAGCCCCCGCUCCAGCUCCUAGACCUCCUCGGCACUCCUACCACGGCCAACUGGCUCCCCCGAGAACAGCAGCACGGGCCCCGUCUCCGGAGCACAAACGCAGGUCCAACUCCAUGUUCCGCCCCCAAGGUAUCACUGUGCAGUUUUCCGGACGGGGGGGCAUGAACGAAUCCCGCAGGGAGGCACUACGAAAAUUGGGACUGCUUAAAGACUGAUGAGCUUUUUUUUCCAGAUUUGAGCUUCGUUCACACACCAGCCACAUUGUGCACUUGUGAUUUGAGGAAGAGUUUGUUUUUCUCAGCAAGAACAGAAAACACACACACACACAGAUCUGACUGAGGCAGAAUGAGGACAGCUCAGGAUGGAAGCCAUCUCUCCACUGAUCAGUGACACUUAACACUGAUACUUCAGUGUUACCAGUUGAUUUUUUUUCUCUGGAUAAAAAUCAGAUAUAGGUCACUCCAUCCAGGGAGCGUGAACGCAGUCUUUCGCUCCCGACUCUACUUGCUGAACCAGAAUGUCCUACGUCUCUCUGCUGGUGACUGUGGUAUGUGAGAAGAGGCAUGGCUAGAGACAGACCAGCUUUCACAGAGGACGAAUGGCGCUGGGUACUCGACAGACCGGCGGAGCCACUUCUCCUCUUCUACCAUAAAAAAGGGGGAAACUACCAAGCUUUUUCACACUAACCUUUGUUUUUUUCUUCACAAAAGCGUUAAGAUGUGAAAACUGCUCUGUGUUAAGCGCCAUGCAAGACACUGCAUACCUCAGCAAUAGAUCAUGUAGAUUGAAAUGUUACUAAAAAAGAGCAACUUCUUUUAGGGUUCAAGUGUUGUUUUCUGUUGUGUCUCAUGUUUAUUUGCUACAAGAAAAAGUUGAUUGUGAAUAGUUUAACAUGGGAAAAGGGAAAUGACCCUGUCUGUCCACACCAGGAGGCUGUACGUGGGAUUGAGUCAGAGCUUCAAAGAUUCAGCGAUUCUCUUUGUAAAUGUCCAGAUUACAGGUUACAUUCUGUUUUACAUUCUGGUGAGACUGGAUUAUCCACCUACCUCCAUCCCUACCCCGCAGAUACCCCAGGAGCUUGGGAUGUUACGUAAAACACAAGACUUACAAGGUAGCGCCUUACAUUUUUGGAUUUGAAUUUUACUUUUGGCCAGGCCCUUAGUUAUGAUGCCAUUUUAGCUUUUAAAUGAGUUUGUGCUUAAACAGUGGAGAAACAUGUUGGAUUAUUGGUCGCAGGAAUGUUUCCUUUGUAGUCAGUAGAUUAAAGGAAGAAGGACUGCAAUAAAUUAAUAUUCCCUGGUUUAAAUGCAUCUAUUUAGCUAUGAAAUAAGGUCACCAGAAACUAUUGCACUUAUAAAGAUUAAGGUAGAAGGUAGUUUACUUACUUAAAUUGGGAUUUGCACAAAAAUGUGCGUUUAAAAGGUUAGGAACCAAAAAGAAAAAUCUGAAUUUAUCAUCUAAUCAUUUAAAAAGUAAUAUUGAGUUUACUAAGACUAAAUAUGGAUAUGAGGGAAAACAGAACAAAUUGUCACUGAGAUCUUUGUUGCAGCAGCUGUCAGGAAGCUGAGAUGAGUAUCCACAUGUACGCUGUGAACCUUCAGUCCCUCUGUUACAUGGGAACGGGUUCUGUUUUUGUUUAAAGGCUUUUACAAGACUUAUUACUUAUUAUUACUGUGUUUAAAAGUUUAGAAAGGUUUAAAGCACUUUUCUGUAGAGCGGUUUUUAUUAUCUUUAAAGUUGAAUAACAGAAGAGCCAACAAACAAAACACAGAGUUUGAUAAGUAUCUCCGUUGGUACCUUGAAAUCCAACGUCCUGGAGUAACAGCGCUGCAGACGUGCGUUCAGUGUUUUUUUUUUUAGUGGGAUGUGGAUCUUAGAUGAGCUGGAGGAUAUUUUUACUCCACGGACAAACCUCCCACACCAAACCACAGACUUGUGGAGUGGGCUUGUGGGUUUGUGAGAACUUUAAAACUGCUUUUUAAGGGAUGGGCAUUAUACAAAACACCAGCGGUAAAACCACACGGUCUGGAAAUAUACCCCGGGUUUCUUAUACGUUUCUAUCAAGCUGUUGUCAAUAGAUUUGCUGUUUCUGACUUUUGCAAGUGUGUUAUUUAACACGUGUGUGUGUGUGUGUGUGUGUGUGUGUGUGUGUGUGUGUGUGUGUGUGUGUGUGUGUGUGUGUGUGUGUGUGUGUGUGUGUGUGUGUGUGUGUGUGUGUGUGUGUGUGUGUGUGUGUGUGUGUGUGUGUGUGUGUGUGUGUGUGGACUCCGGCCUUUGUAGUUCAUCUACAGUAACUUUUGAAGUAUAUUUAGUAAACUUUGUUUACAGACUCCGGUUCUCUGUAGUUAACCUACAGUUAUUUUGAAGUAUCUAAUGGUGCAUACAUACAGUAUACUGUAUAACCUUGUUUUAUUUUGUAUCAUACGCCUUAUGUUAUGAGGAAAUACUCCUGUAAAAAUGGUCUAAAAACAAGAUUUAAAAAAAAAAGUGCCUUAAUAUGUGGUAAAAGGGUUAACCAUGUGAAAAUAGCUCUGACAGCACGACAGCCUGGUCGACUUUCUGACUACUGAAAUGUCAACAUCAUAUACUUUAUAUAUCCUUUAACCUUGUCUGAAUGUGUAACUUCUGUCACUCAUUAAACACAAAACUACAA
Messenger RNA from Cololabis saira (Pacific saury), 4529 nucleotides. RefSeq names its product proline and serine-rich protein 2. The coding region runs from base 238 to 2091 and encodes 617 amino acids. The record is from RefSeq and is a predicted model, not a curated record. Lineage: Eukaryota; Metazoa; Chordata; Actinopteri; Beloniformes; Belonidae. The transcript is spliced from 4 exons.